Molecule: messenger RNA, 459 nt
Organism: Fulmarus glacialis (Northern fulmar)
Lineage: Eukaryota; Metazoa; Chordata; Aves; Procellariiformes; Procellariidae
Gene: TMEM38B
Product: transmembrane protein 38B
Exons: 4
Biological process (GO): potassium ion transmembrane transport
Cellular component (GO): membrane
Molecular function (GO): identical protein binding; potassium channel activity
Source: RefSeq, a predicted model, not a curated record
GCUGUGGAAGUGUCAGUCCGAAGUCCAGUUGCCUGCUGGUUUAGUGCUAUGCUUUAUUGCUUUGGUGGUUCAGUUUUGUCUUCGUUGAUGCUUGCAGAACCUCCAGUAGCAUUUCUGGCAAAGGGCACAAGUAUUCUACAGGCAUCUUCAGUCUGGUAUCUUGUGUUUUACUGCCCACAAGACAUAUUCUGCCGGUGCUUUGCCUUUCUGCCUCUUCGGCUUCUGGUUGCAGGAAUGAAAGAAGUGACUAGGACUUGGAAGAUAACAGCUGGCGUUGCACAUGCAGAUAGUCACUUCAAAGAUGCCUGGCUUGUCAUGGUAGCUGUGGGCUGGGCCAGAGGAGCUGGUGGUGGCCUAAUUUCCAACUUUGAGCAGCUGGUGAGAGGAGUGUGGAAACCUGAAACCAAUGAACUAUUGAAGAUGUCCCAGUAUUUAGAAUUUCUCUCCCUCCGUCAGUGC